ACGCGUUAAAAAAAAAUUUUUUUUUUGAAGAAAAAGCAAGUUUGUAAAUAUUAAGGUUAUGAAAUUCAUUUUUAAUAAGAAAAAAUAUUUUUUUUAACGCGUAAAAAUGUGCGCUUUUUACACGUAAAAACGUCGUUUUUUCAACGCUUGUCUGACUGGGUAGUGAUCAUUUACAUAAUGUUAAAUUGACUUAUAAUGGUUAUAAGGAUAUUAUUUCAAUAGUUAUUAUUAAAACAACCUCGUCAUAUUGGAUUAAUUUAUGUUGAUAAAAGUGUUGUUAUCAAUAUUUAACAUGAAAAUAUAUUUGUAUAUUUUUGACUCAAGAAUAAUCAUUUUAUUUAUCAUAGGUUUAUUUAACAUUACCAAAAUGGAAUGGACAAAUAUCAUUUGAUGAUAAACGAAUAAUAAUACAUGUUUUUCGUACAGCUGAUGGUCAACAAAUAGCAGAUACGAGAUGUCCAGCAAAAGUUCAACAAACAAUCACAACACAAGAUGGACAAAUAUUAGUUGUUGGAUAUGAAGAUGAAGUUAUUCAAAUGUUUUUUAUAAUUGAUUGA
Molecule: messenger RNA, 557 nt
Organism: Rotaria sp. Silwood2
Lineage: Eukaryota; Metazoa; Rotifera; Eurotatoria; Philodinida; Philodinidae
Source: the annotation of a GenBank genome assembly